CUUGCUCUCGACCUCCACGAUCCCAGCGAUGGGAAUCCUCGGCCUCACGACGUUUCUGAGAGAAAACAAACGGACUUUGCUGAAGCAAACUCGAGUCGACGGCUCUGCUGCAACAGUCCUCGUAGUUGACGGCUGGUCGUUCAUCUAUUACCUAUAUCAGAGCACGCACGCUGCCUGGGUAUACGGAGGAGAAUAUGAAGAAUUCUACACAAGCAUCACCAGCGUCGUGAAGGCUUGGCUACAAGUCGGCUUCAAACUUCACUUCGUCUUCGAUGGCGCCUGCCCGGAGCUCAAGUUCCCCACCCAAGUAGGGCGGCUCAACCACUCCAACGUCGAGCCAUCGUCCCUCUUUUUCCGCACAUCCCCCAUCUCCCGCUCGCAGCCCCGCUUCCUGAACGAAUCCCGCAUCUUGCCCCCUCUUGCUUUCCAAGCAUGCAUACGCGCCCUGCUUGACGUUGAAAGCGCCGAUCUCCAUAUACACUACGCCGAUGGGGAAGGGGAUCCCUUCGCGGUUGAGCUCGCGGGGCGACUGGGCGGCUAUGUCUGCGGCAACGACUCGGACUUCGUGAUACUCAAUGCCGCUGGGUACCGUGGUUACAUCCCCUUCGAGGAAAUGGUCUGGGAUGCUCCCGAUCUCGACGAAGCUCCGCCAGCUGAAGACGAUGGCUUUUUCCAGCCCGUUCGCAAGGGCAAGAACAAGCGGAAACCGGUCAAAGCGGCUGUGGUCGGACCUCUCCCGCCAGAGGGCGUACCCACCCCACCGAUGACGAUUUCUUACUAUAGUCCCCAAUCGCUGGCGGACUUAUUGGGCGUCCCGGUCAUGCUACUACCGCUGGUCGGUGCGCUCGUUGGCAACGACUUCACGAAGCAGACCAACAAUCCCAUGUACAACCGACAAUUACUAUUCUUCGAGAAACAUGCGACGCCGACGCAGCGAUUCAAUACUGCAUGCACUGCUAUUCGGUCGAUCCUCAUUCCUUCGGCGCAACGACGGCACGGCCCGCCCGUCGACGGUAUCAUGAGCCUCAUCGAACGUACAGUCAACGCGCUUCUCAGUCGCGUUGGCACCCUGGGCUCUGGCGAAGUCGCUGCUGUCGUCGACAACAUCGUCGAAGCUACCCUGCCGUACGCGAUGCCGAAGCCCCUGAGCGGUCCUCUCUGGCCCUCGCCCGUCUGCGCACUGCACGCGCCCGAGACAUGCACCAUCCUGCCCAUGUUCUCUCGCUUGUUCGAGUUCGAAGCAGAGGCCUCCUUUGACGAGCGAACGCACGCACUUCGAAUAGCCGACAAGGCGCGCCGGCGGUACAUCAAGGCGUAUAGGGCGGGGGCGCUGUCGUACAGGCUGGCGGAUGUGCUUAGCACCGGCACUUUCUGGCCUAGGGUCUUCCUGGAAAACCCUGACGCCGAGACGGUCUCGAAAACAAUUGGCAGGCAUCUGCGACAGCUUGCCUAUGCUGUGCUGCACGAGUCGCUAGGGCUUCCGGUGCCGCCAGAAGAGGAAGAUGAGGAGGAGGAGGCGGAAGAGGAAGAAGAGGAUGACGACGCGAUCGUGGACGUCGUCGAGUCGGACAGCGAUGCGGAGACUAUCGAGAGCGUCGACCCGUUGGCACCACUCGAGGGCGCUUUGCGGCGCAUCCGGCGAACUCAGGGUCCGCCAACAUCAUCGGCAGCCUCGACGAUGUCCGGCGUGCCGUCUCGGCCCUCUGUACGGCCUUGUACAGUGACUGAGUACGUGCGCCGCGGGACGCACGUCUCGCCCGAGCCUGUUGUAGUGCCCACGAUGGAGCAGCUGUGGGCGUCCCUCUCCGUUCCUGCGCCCACCACGCCUGGGCCGCUGGCGCUGCAACCGCUUGAAGUUCGGAUGCAGGUCUUCCUCCGGUCCAUGCAUUCAGAUGUGGCGAGCGUGCGGCAUCUGCAGGCCCACGAGCUUCUGCCCGUGCUUGCACUUCGCUGGGUCGUACGCGUCAUGCACGAUCGCGCGCAGGGAAGCGGGAGCAGAGAGCGCGAGAAGGAGCGCUGGUCGCGUCGCGAAGCCCGCUGCUUCCUCGCUGCCUUCUCCUGGCCAGCCGCCGACCCAUCACAGAACAUAGAGCAAACCGAACCUGAACAAACACAACAACAGCAGCCACCUCACGACGACUCACCCGACAUCGACAACCGGAACGUGCAGCUGACGGCGCAGGUACUUGCGUCCAUGGAGGCCGUCUCCCUCUGGGCGCAAUCGCUGCUGCUUUGGGAGCACGUCCCGCUGCCCGCGCACUUGUUCUCCGGGAGGCGGUUCCAUCGGCUGCUGACUGCUGCCGUGGACGUCGAACCGGGGGUACCGGAGCAUUUGUGGCAGGCGAGCAUUGAAGGGCAAGAAAAUUUCCUCGGGGAAGAGGUGAAGAGGAAGACAAAGAGGGGAACCACCGGCGUCAAGACAAGCCAGCCGAGCGCACGAUCGCCGAACUCUGGUGGCAAGGGCCGUGCGCCACAGGGUGUGGAACUAUUCAAGGUGUUGGCAUCCAUAGAUGGAGACGCAUAGGAGCCAGCUGGUACUGUAGGAGUACCGACCCUCUGCAUGUAGCUCUAGUUAGCCUGCAGGUGUAUACCAUUGUUCGUUGAAAGUUUCAGUACUCAUGGUCAUUUAUACUCGUCGCUUUCCACAACAUGCGCGGCGAUGUCUUCUAUGGAGUUACGUGUGGAACUUGAAGGUGUACCAAUCAACGUCCGAGGUGCGCCUCGAAGGGCUAUCCAGUCGCAAUACAUGCAUCGCCCACAGGGCUUUCCUGUACGCGAGAACCCAGAACAAGCGCCAUGCCAGCGCUUAGCUCGACAGCAAUGCGAUCAUUCUCACAGCAUCUUCAUACAUGGUCACUGCAUCGUCCAUCAAUCUGGCGUUGCUUUGUGUGGCAGCCGUGUGAUCGGAGGCUGUGCACUGCAGGG
This is a messenger RNA of Schizophyllum commune H4-8, 2925 nucleotides long. RefSeq lists its product as uncharacterized. The record is from RefSeq and is a predicted model, not a curated record. The coding region runs from base 29 to 2524 and encodes 831 amino acids. Lineage: Eukaryota; Fungi; Basidiomycota; Agaricomycetes; Agaricales; Schizophyllaceae. The transcript has 4 exons.